AUGCCAUUCAUUUUCGCCAUGUUUGAAGUCUUUGCCAUCAUAUUUACUUUAAUAGCCAUGUUUGCUUUAGUCUACAAGAAAACAAGGCAAAUUAUCCUGUGCUCGCUUCUCAAUAUUCUGAUUGAUGUUUUCUACAAGCGAGUAAUAGCUGAUAAAAGACGUCCAGGUAUGUGGUUAGGGAAAGUUCAUUUGAUAUGACAAGAGGGGGGGAAUGAAGAUAUUGAGGGGGGGCUCCGAAAAUUUUUAGACACCCGAAGGGGGGGCUCUGAAAAAAUUGUUGCGCUAGGAGGGGGGGCUCCGAAAAUUUGUAUACUUCAAAACCAACACAUGACAUCAUCAUACAGAUCGGAUGGUUUUCAACUCAACAAUUUAAUGACCUGUGCAACUCAGCUAUAUCACGUGUUUUACAGAUAUAACAAAUGUAGUCUCAGUAAUUAUUACACUCUUGUUCAUCCCAAAAAUGCUUUAGAAAAUUGUAUCACAACUGUAUCUCAAGUUUGUCAUAGUAUAAACCAUUGAAGACAAUAACGGUUAAUAUAUUUAAUACAGUCUAGCGAUCUUUUUCAGGGGAGCAAAGGAAUUGAAGGAGGAGGGGGGGCUCUGAAAUUUUUUUUACUACCAAGGACGGGGCUCCUAAAAAUUGAACCGCUAGCGAGGGGCUGCUAAAAUUUCAAGCUUCGAGUUUCAAUAUCUUCAUCCCCCCCCCUGUCAUAUUAAAUGAACUUUCCUUACAAAAUAUAUUUUGUCUUGAAUACAGUAACAGCCAGUCGUAGUACAAAACGGUGCUUUACUCUUCUAUGAGCACUUUGAUAGGGACCGAAAGCCGGAAAUAGACCAUCUAGUACGUUUACAUACCUCCUUGAAAAUUAUUGUCCGGCAUAACCAUACAGAAAGGACUUCUGUUCACACGCAGGAACGGUUGUGACAGAGCGAAGCUGCGCCGGGCCGAUCACAAAAAGUGGAGCGCGCGAAAAGCUAUCCUGUGUCGUGUGUAUAGCCUAAAUAUUGUUUGAGUGAGGCCUUUCAGUGCUGUAAUUAAAAAUGAAAAUGAAAAUGAUCCGAGUUUUGCCGAUCAAAGGCGCGCAUCAUCAGGGAUAGGAGGAGCUAUAUACUUGUAUUAAGAUAGUCUCUAAAAAGAAAGGACUGCAAGCUCGCUGCAUUUCUCACGGAACUUGAGGGUUGGUUUGUACUUGCCUGUAUAAAAUGCUUGGCCGGUGCAGGCGUAGAUUUGCAGAGACAUAUUCGUUCACAAUAAUCUUGCCUUCGAUGCCUUUAAGAUAGUCAUUUGUCAUGUAAGACUAAAUAUGUUUUCACGGAGGAGUUUUCUAUAUCUCUCUCCAUGUAAGUUCUUGACAAAUUUCUUGCCUACUAGUUUGGGUAAAUUUGUUCAGAAUCAAGACAACAGCUUAUCAUUGGUGGUGAUUUAAUUCAUUCUAAAGACGUGUAAUUUAACAUGAUUUACCACCAAGUGAAACCAAACCAAAUAUAGAACCUGAUACUAGGUUUUAUAGUAAAGUGAGAAACGUCGCAUGCAGUUCCUACAUAAUUAAGUUAUUUCGGGGUUUUGUCUAAAUAUGUUUUCUUUUUACUGAAACAGCCGUGUUCACGAACUAUCUUCAGAUGUUUCCAUGGUUGCAUCACCUAGAAGCUAACUGGGAAGCUAUUCGAGAUGAGCUGAUUUUGUUCGUGAAAAAUGGCGCUGGAAUGUGCAACGUCCACACAACUGGUGGCAACGAGCUCAAUACAGAAAGCAAAUGGAAACUGGCGAUGGUUUUAGGCUACGGCAAACCCAUAGACGAGGUUAAGUCUUUUUUUCCUGUCACACUCUCCAUAUUGACGAAGCUUCCUGAAGUUCAAAAUGCAGCAUUUUCGCUUUUGAAAGCAGGAGGAUCAAUUCCGCCGCACUGUGGGUCUACAGCGUCUAUUCUACGCUAUCAUCUGGCGUUGAUUGUACCAGACAAGGGGAAACGUUCUUGGCUGACAGUAAGUGGCGCUGAUGUACCAUGGAAAGAGGGAAAAGGGAUCUUGUUCGACGACACUUUUGAACAUUCUGCUUGUAAUGGUUCAGAAAAGGAUCGCGUUGUGCUAAUUGUUGACAUUAUUAGACCAAACCUGGGACUCAUAGAUGGAAUGAUUCAAAAAUUGGAAGUUUGGAAACAGACAAGGGAUUUUUUCCUUGGAAAACAAAGUUGA
Molecule: messenger RNA, 2193 nt
Organism: Porites lobata
Lineage: Eukaryota; Metazoa; Cnidaria; Anthozoa; Scleractinia; Poritidae
Source: the annotation of a GenBank genome assembly